Molecule: messenger RNA, 1420 nt
Organism: Nanorana parkeri
Lineage: Eukaryota; Metazoa; Chordata; Amphibia; Anura; Dicroglossidae
Gene: ZC3H10
Product: zinc finger CCCH-type containing 10
Exons: 1
Coding region: 108-1343 (411 amino acids)
Molecular function (GO): metal ion binding
Source: RefSeq, a predicted model, not a curated record
UCUUCCAGCUCUUACUCAAAGCGCUACUUUGCCUGGUGCGUCGCAGAUACUAAGGCGCAGCGUAAGCAUUGAGGAUUAUAUAAUACCAGCAAGCGCUGAUAAAUACAAUGCCGAACAGGGAUAAUUAUGCAAAUGGCGGCAGCGGUAGUGGCAGCGAGGAAUCGGCUUCAGCUGUGGAUUAUGUGUGCCGUGACUUCCUGCGUAAUGUGUGCAAGCGUGGCAAGCGCUGCCGUUUCAAGCAUCCAGAUGCCGAUGAUGUGUCUGACCUUGGAGUGCAAAAGAAUGAAUUUGUUUUUUGCCAUGAUUUCCAGAAUAAGGAAUGUGUGCGUAUUAACUGCAAAUUCAUUCAUGGUACCAAGGAUGAUGAAGAGCAUUACAAGAAAACAGGAGAGCUACCCCCUCGCUUGCGUAAUAAGGUUGCAGCUGGACUUGGCUUGUCUCCUACAGACAUAGCUAAUAAAGAUGAGAUUCCCAUCUGCAGGGAUUUCCUGAAGGGCGAUUGCCAGCGCGGCGAGAGGUGCAAGUUUCGGCAUUUUCGCCACUUGCGGAGAGAGUUUGAUUAUCAGUAUGAAUAUCCGAGUGAAAGUCGAAGUGGAGCUAUGACUACAAGUACAGCUACUGGAAGUUUGUCUACACCCACAAGCCACACUUUUGAGCGUUAUGGCUCCUAUGAGGGCCUCUCCGAGCCAGAAUACUAUUCUUCCUCUUCGUAUUAUCGCUAUGGGGAUCGAUUUGACGAUCCAGUAAUGAAGAGGAGGCGUAUAGGUUAUGAUGGAUACUAUAAUGUAUCCCCAGUAGAAUACCGCAUGUUAGAGGAAGAGAAUGUCAUGCUUCGUAGGCGUGUUGAGGAGCUGAAAAAGCAAGUCUCUGUCUUGGCAGCAACUAACGAAGUAUUGCUCGACCAGAAUGCUCAGUUUCGUAGCCAAGCCAAAGUUGUCACACUUAGCACACUGAGCACCACAGCUCCAACUAGUGAACAGGCUGUAGGCACUGUAACUAACUACAACCAUGGCAUUGCACAAACACACACAACAUUAAGUAGUCAGGCAUUGCAGCCUCGAGCAGUUACUCAGCAGGAGUUGGUGGGUUCCACUGGUGCUCCUGCACCUUCCCAGAGCAAUGCAGCUUCACAGUUAAAUCCUGAAAUUACACCACUUUCUGCUGCACUGGCACAAACAAUUGCUCAAGGAAUGGCACCUCCUGUUUCCAUGGCACCAGUUGCAGUGUCUGUAGCGCCUGUGGCGGUUUCCAUACCUGGGAUCACAAUGAGCCAGUGCACUACACCCAUGGUAUCCUAUCCUAUUGCUUCACAAAGCAUGCGAAUAACAGCCAUGCCCCACUAGGAUAGCUUAAGUACAAUGGGGGGGGGGUGAGUUUAUGAAUACUGGAGCAGGCAGAAUCUGGAGCAGUUGCUCACAGU